Labeo rohita (rohu) is the source of this 4827-nucleotide messenger RNA. RefSeq names its product KISS1 receptor a (gene kiss1ra). NCBI's taxonomy places the organism in Eukaryota, Metazoa, Chordata, Actinopteri, Cypriniformes, Cyprinidae. Bases 234 to 1334 code for a protein of 366 amino acids. The transcript has 5 exons. Gene Ontology annotation, biological process: neuropeptide signaling pathway. Gene Ontology annotation, molecular function: G protein-coupled peptide receptor activity. The record is from RefSeq and is a predicted model, not a curated record. Gene Ontology annotation, cellular component: membrane.
UGCUCGCAGGGCUCCUUUUUCAAAGAGCUGAAGAGAAAUUGCAGCAAUCGUCUCCCUCGAAUACCCGCAAAACUGCCUCAGUGACUAGCAUGAAGUUUAUGAAAAAACACCAGACUCAGACGGCUUUUUCAGAAAAUUAAUUGGAUUGGUGGGCAUGAGGAUUUUGUCAUUGCCAAACAGAAGAAACUUUACUUUUUCCAUCUUGUUUCAAGGUGUUUCACAAAUCUAAAAUCAUGUUUCCAAGUGAAGACUGGAACUCAAGUGAACUGCUGAACAGCUCCAUUGGAAACUCCUCCAUGGAGGAUACAGAGGACGAGGAGCACCCCUUCCUGACGGAUGCUUGGCUGGUGCCCCUUUUCUUCUCUCUCAUCAUGCUAGUAGGGCUGAUCGGAAACUCACUAGUGAUCUAUGUCAUCUCCAAACACAGACAAAUGAGGACCGCCACUAACUUUUAUAUUGCUAACUUGGCUGCUACUGAUAUCAUUUUCCUGCUGUGCUGCGUGCCGUUCACUGCUACCCUCUACCCACUGCCUGGCUGGAUAUUCGGGGACUUCAUGUGUAAAUUUGUUGCUUUUCUCCAACAGGUGACCGUACAGGCGACGUGCAUCACUCUUACGGCAAUGAGCGGAGACCGUUGCUAUGUGACUGUAUAUCCUCUGAAAUCCCUGCACCAUCGAACCCCUCGUGUCGCAAUGAUUGUUAGCAUCUGUAUCUGGAUCGGUUCCUUCAUCCUUUCCAUACCAAUCUUCCUGUACCAGAGGCUUGAGGACGGCUAUUGGUACGGACCCAGAAAAUACUGCAUGGAGAGGUUUCCAUCAAAGACCCACGAGAAAGCUUUCAUCCUCUAUCAGUUUAUAGCCGUAUAUCUACUGCCUGUCAUUACCAUCUCCUUCUGUUAUUCCUUCAUGCUGAAGAGAGUGGGACAAGCCUCUGUGGAACCAGUGGAUAACAACCAUCAGGUCCACCUGCUCUCAGAGAGAACCAUCUCCAUCAGGAGUAAGAUUUCCAAAAUGGUAGUGGUCAUUGUUGUUCUCUUCACCAUCUGCUGGGGUCCCAUUCAGAUCUUUGUCCUGUUCCAGUCUUUCUAUCCCAACUUCAAGGCCAACUACGCAACAUACAAGAUCAAAACAUGGGCUAACUGCAUGUCCUAUGCCAACUCCUCUAUCAACCCUAUUGUCUACGGUUUUAUGGGCGCCAGCUUCCGCAAGUCUUUCAGGAAGACCUUCCCCUUCCUCUUCAGACACAAAGUGAGGGACAGCAGCGUCGCCUCUCGCACCGCCAAUGCAGAAAUAAAGUUCGUAGCAACGGAGGAGAGCAACACAGAGAGGAAAUGAAAGCAGAUGACACCUCAACCAUGAAUUCAUGCCAACUGUCUAGUUGCUGAAGCGCAGGCUUCCCCUAUAAACAGGGGUUAUAUUCAGUUCACUGAUUUGUGAAAAAAUUGUAAUGUGGUUGAAAGGGCAAAGAACUGCAAACGUGCACGUAAAUUAUUACGGUUAUAAUUACAGCUGGAGUUAAGUUGUAUUAUUUGAUAUUUACAUCCAACAUCUAAACCAAGAGGUUCAACUCUUAUUGCUGGCCCUGCUGUGCUACGAGAGCCUGCGUUUUCAAAAGUUGGAUGGAAAGAUCAUUUUACAGGGCGUACGUUCGCGGAUGGGGAACCAAACGGAUGUUCUGCCAGCGGAGAUGUGUAGGAGCUUGCCUGAAAGGAUGUUGACUAAAUCAAACAUGGCAACUGUUGACUCAUCUAUUGUGUUUGACAUGUACACGACACCUCCCUGUGCACACUUCCUCAUGAAACACUGCUCCAAACUGCUCUUCAUCGGUUAUAUUUAUAUAUUCUGAGCAUUCUACGACAUGGCCCAACCUGAAGAGGUGUACUCACAAGGUAUAGGCUCUCUCAAAGUGCACCACUUGUCAAGAUUGAACGAAUGUUGUUUAGAGAGCACAGCAUAACAUAUUAUGCUGCACCUGCCAGCAAGGCUGUUGUGUGUGUGAAUGGAAUUGAAGAUGACAGAGACAUCAUCGUUAAUGUUACAAUAGAUGCAAGACUUAUUCAUUUUAUUUUAAAAAAAGAUGCAGCAUAAAACAUCUCAAGAACCAUUUUCAUGGAGCAAUUCACACAGAAUGGGUUUUUGCGUUUAAUAUUGCGAGAAGGCAAUGAAAUGACAAAAAAGGACAAGAAACAUGUUUUUUUAUGUUAUAGUACUUUUAACCUGAGCAGCACAUUUGUGACCCUGGACCACAAAACCACUCAUAAAUAGCACGGGUAUAUUUGUAGCAAUAGCCAACAAUAAAUUGUAUGGGUCAAAAUGAUAAAUGUUUCUUUUAUGCCAGAAAUCAUUAGGAUAUUAAGUAAAGAUCAUGUUCCAUUAAGAUAUUUUGUAAAUUUCCUACUGUAAAUAUAUAAAAUCUUGACAACUUUAGACAAUUUUAAACGUGGUUUUCUUAAUAUUUAGAUUUUUUUUGCACCCUCAGAUUCCAGAUUUUCAAGUAGUUGUAUCUCAGCCCAACAUUGUCCUAUCCUAACAAACCAUACAUCAUCAAUGAAAAGCUUAUUCAGCUUUCAGACGAUGUAUAAAUCUCUUUUUUUUGUUUGUUUUUGUGGUCCAGCAUCACGUUUAUAGUAGGGGCGGGAAUCGGUACCUCACUAUUCAAUUAAUAUCAAUUCUUAGGUUAAUGAUUAGAUUUUUUUAUGCACACUGGACAUCAAAUGCACCAGUAUUUGGAUCUAAAAACUCAAGAACUCAAGAAAUCAGUGUUUCCUCUUCACUGUUAACUUCCUAAUAAAUUAUAAAUAUUUUACACUUCCCCGAAUCCCCGAAUCGGAUUACUGUGUUUGGAAAGAAAAUGGCAUGUACUAUGAAACCCCUAAAGGGAAUAAUAAACAGGAGAUGGGAGGGAAAAAUACAUUCCACAGCUUUUCCUCGCAAUUAUAUCGUUGGGUAAUUGCACUGUUUAUAAAUUGCGGGCAUCGAGAAGCCGUUAAUAUGUGAGGCAGUGAAAUCGCUUUUGAAUGUACGUUCCAGGGUUGCCAUGUGUUCACAACAGAACCCGCACAAUUGCUACUCAAAACUAACCCAAAACUAUCCCAGUCGCGUUCUCUGGGUAAAAUACAUGUUUUUGUAGCGUCUCUAACUUGUGGACAAGAAAAACAACCCGCCCCGCAACAAUGUUAAAUUAGCCUAAUUAAGCGGGGAACAUCAGACUUGCCAACACAAGUAUGUUCGCGUUUUACUUUCACCUUGUAGAUUCGCGAUCACACAUACUAACUCUGUGUAUACUGCGUAGCAGCAGUACUUAUCGCAUAUUUGACAAAAUUAUGUUUGUCAGUGGUGCUCAGGAUCUGUAAAUCAUUUGCCAAGGUCCUAUCAGUUACCUCUCCUUACUCUGUUUAUGUGGCAAGUGAAUUUUUUUGUACUGUAAUGUAGCCGGAAACCGCUAACUGUUUCUGUAACUGUGGCUCUUUAGAACGCGUUGUUCGUUUUUUGUGCCUUUGCGUAUUCACGAUUCGGCCACAUCCCUAGGCAGGAUGUAUUUGUUUUCCUCCUCCAUUGCUGGUGCUGUUUUGUUCAGACAAUAUCAUGUUGUUACUAUUAUUAUAUUAACUCGAAAAUCUAUUUAUAUAGUGUUUCAUGAACAAGAUGUUGCUUAAAAUGCUGGAUGUGUGUGCAAUGAUCAAACACUUAUAUUUAGUGCAUGUUUACUCUGAAAAUAAAUGGAAAAGAAGCAAUAACGUUUUCUGUGUGAAUAGCCCCCAAGUUGUCGGUGUCUUGAUACAGUGUUGUAAAAACACAACAGUCAUGUGCAAGAUGCUGAAAAAGCAGUGCAAAGUAGUGGUCAGAGAUGUUUGUCUGGGGGGCAAUUUAAACAGAAAGCUUUAUUUGUGUUGAAAAAUACAAAACUACGCAAGGUCUAGAGAUUCAGUUGGUAAAAGUUUAACUUCUUUUAAUGAGCACACUGCUAAAACUUUACAAUUAAACAAAGGAAAAGGAAAACAGUGAAAUGAAAAAACGGUCCCUAAGCUGUCUGCAAUUUCAAAAUGAAUGAAAAAGCAAAACGGCACAAGGUCAAUAAUGUUUUUCUAAGGUGCUAUUCACAGUUUUUGUGAAGAAAAAACAGUGGAAUUUGAAAAAAAAUAACCCAAGGUCUCCAAAAGCAUUUUUUUAAAAAGUUCUUUUAACUUGGGCACUGUUUUUGAAAUGCAGUCAUGUGCUAGACAGUGCAAAAGACACCAGAUGUGAACACAAUAGUUAAACACGUCCAACUGAAAAGUAGCACAGUAAAAUGCAAAAAUAUGUUCUGUUAAAAGGCUCUAAGUUGUCUGUACCUUGACCCUUGAGGACGUCUAAACGAAACACUGACAAAAACAACAGUCGAAGAGUUUUUGUCUAGCGUAUGUUUACAUUGCAAACCGCAGUGGAGUGCAAAAACGCAUUCUGCGUGAACUGGCUCUAACGUAUUAAAUGUUCUGAAUUUAAAUGCAUAGCAUCCUCCAAGGCUUUCCAGAUGUACCCAUCAUUUUGAUGUAAUAAUUGAGGUAAAAUGGCUCUUUCAUGCACAAAUGGCAAUACAAGAAGUCUACAGGGUAGAUUUAUUUACCGUGCUAAGUGAGAAGGAAUUCAAAUAGGAAUUAAGUGUGAUUUUGUUUUGCUAGUGUGUGCUAACGCAAAGCUUGCUUAAUUACUUUUUGUCCUAAGCAGAAAUAGAUGUCUUAUCAUUAGCAUUUGUGAAAUGUUUUGACAAGCGGAGCUAAGUAGCUAAAAGCUUUUCUUGAAGUGCUGUCGGUUUAACCUUGGCAUUAAUAAAUUAUUCAGUAUCCUUGAA